This is a messenger RNA of Dimorphilus gyrociliatus, 956 nucleotides long. The record is from the annotation of a GenBank genome assembly. NCBI's taxonomy places the organism in Eukaryota, Metazoa, Annelida, Polychaeta, Dinophilidae.
ACCUAAGUAUUUUCUACCAGGUUAAGAGCGGCUAAUCGAUUCUAAGUAUGUACGCGUUAUAUGCCAAACAAGAAAGUGCUCAUGACGAUGGAAUUUGGAGCUGUGCAUGGUCUAAAAGUGAAAAUGAUGGCAACGAAUAUUUAGUUACAGGAUCUGUUGAUGAUACCGUCCGAAUUUGGAGAUGGUCUGAAAAUAAGUUGGAACAAAGGCACGUUUGCGAAGGACAUCAAUUGGGAGUUGUAUCAGUGGAUAUCAACGCCUUAGGAACAAGGGCUGUAUCUAACAGUUUAGAUUGUCAUAUUCGACUGUGGGAUAUCGAUAGUGGUAAACAAAUUCGUGUAAUUGAUGCAGGACCUGUUGACGCUUGGUCAGUGUGCUAUUCCCCGGAUUCUCGGUUUAUUGCGUCAGGAACUUAUUCUGGAAAAGUUAAUAUUAUGUCAGCUGAGUCUGGAAAUAAAGAGACUAGCUUAGAGACCAGAGGAAAAUUCAUCUUAAGUUUAGCUUUUAGUCCUGAUGGUAAAUACAUAGCUUGUGGGGCUAUUGACGGAAUUGUGAAUAUCUUCGAUAUGACAGCCGGUAAAAUAUUGCAUACCUUAGAAGGACAUGCUAUGCCCAUUCGUGGUUUAACAUUUUCAAGCGAUUCGCAAUUAUUAUUAACUGGCAGUGAUGAUUCACAUAUUAAAAUUUAUGAUGUACAAAAUGCCAAUUUGGCCGGAACUCUCUCUGGUCAUGGCUCCUACGUCUUGAAUGUAGAUUUCUCCCCAGAUAAUCAGCAUUUUGUAUCAUGUUCCUCUGAUAAGACUGUUAGAGUUUGGGAUUUGAGCUCAAGGCAAUGUGUUCAUACAUUUUAUGAACAUACAGAUCAAGUUUGGUGUGGAAAAUAUAAUCAAAGUGGCUCUAAAAUUGUUUCCGUUUCGGAUGAUAGAAAUAUUCAUAUUUAUAAUGUUCCAACAUAA